Messenger RNA from Apus apus (common swift), 8631 nucleotides. RefSeq names its product branched chain amino acid transaminase 1 (gene BCAT1). Gene Ontology annotation, biological process: L-leucine biosynthetic process; L-valine biosynthetic process. Lineage: Eukaryota; Metazoa; Chordata; Aves; Apodiformes; Apodidae. Gene Ontology annotation, cellular component: mitochondrion. The transcript has 12 exons. The record is from RefSeq and is a predicted model, not a curated record. The coding region runs from base 185 to 1405 and encodes 406 amino acids. Gene Ontology annotation, molecular function: branched-chain-amino-acid:2-oxoglutarate transaminase activity.
GCCCCGGUAGCAGCGGCAGCCCCGGCGGACCCCGCAGGCGGAUCGGCCGGCCCGGAGCCCGCACAGCCGCACCCAGGGGCUCAGCCACCCGGUGGGGGCUCCCCCAGGAGCGCUGCCAGAAACGAGCGGCUUCCCGCCCAGGGCUCGCUCCGCCGCGGCAGGGGAAUACCCCCCGUUUGCCAGCAUGAUCAAGGGCUGUCAGAAUGAAUGCACAGGUGGAGGAUGUUCAGGAGAAACAGCAAAGCAUGUGACAGAAUCUUUCAAGGCUUCAGACUUGGUUAUCACCCCAGCUACAACUUUCAAGGAAAAGCCAGACCCCAGUGGUUUGGUAUUUGGAACUGUGUUCACUGAUAAUAUGCUGACAAUUGAAUGGUCCUUGGCUUCAGGAUGGGAGAAACCUUAUAUUAAGCCGCUUGAGAACCUUUCGUUGCAUCCAGCCUCCUCAUCUCUGCAUUAUGCUGUAGAACCAAGAGGACAGACAGACGAGAAUCUGGUGCCAAUGCUGUGGCUCAAUGAAUACACAUUGUUUGAAGGAAUGAAGGCUUACCGAGGAGUGGAUGGCAAAAUCCGCCUGUUCCGGCCAACCCUCAACAUGGACAGGAUGGCACGAUCAGCAAGACGAGCAACUCUGCCAUGUUUUGACCAGAAUGAGCUGUUAGAGUGCAUCCGGAAGCUUGUGGAAGUGGAAAAGGAGUGGGUCCCAUACUCAACUACUGCCAGCCUGUAUAUCCGUCCUACCUUAAUUGGAACUGAGCCUUCUCUUGGAGUGAAGAAGCCGACUAAAGCCCUACUGUACGUCAUACUGAGCCCUGUGGGCCCUUACUUUGCAAGUGGAAGCUUUAGUCCAAUAUCCUUAUGGGCAGAUCCAAAAUAUGUAAGAGCCUGGAAAGGAGGAACGGGGGACUGCAAACUUGGAGGGAAUUAUGGUUCUUCUAUUUAUGCCCAACAAGAAGCCCAGGAGUUUGGCUGCCAGCAGGUUUUGUGGCUCUAUGGAGAAGAUCACCAAAUAACUGAAGUUGGAACAAUGAAUCUGUUUCUCUACUGGAUAAACGAAGAUGGAGAAGAUGAACUGGCGACACCACCUUUAGAUGGCAUCAUCCUUCCAGGAGUGACAAGACAAAGCAUUUUGGACCUGGCACACAACUGGGGAGAAUUUAAAGUGUCUGAGCGAUACAUCACCAUGAGUGACCUGACAGCUGCCUUGGAAGAGAACAGAGUAAAGGAGAUGUUUGGUGCUGGAACAGCUUGUAUUGUAUGUCCUAUCUCUAAAAUUUUAUAUAAGGGCAAGCAUUUGCACAUUCCAACUAUGGAGAAUGGACCUCAGUUAACAACCCGUUUCCUGAAUAAGCUGAGUGAUAUCCAGUAUGGAAGAGAAGACAGCGAUUGGGCAGUGCUGGUGUCAUGAAAGUAGAAGAGUUGAGUCAGAUUCUCCAGACAGAAAAGCCACGAAUAAUGACAACUUCUGUAGCUGCCUGUGCGUAGCGUAGUUUCUGUAUCAAUUUUGCUCUCCAGGAUGAUUAUUUCCACAAUCUGGCAAAUGUGAACACAAUCAUUUUGAUUUCUACUGUAAUCCUGUUAGUAGAAGCCCAUUUCCUUGGUAGAGGUGCUAAAUGUUAGCAAUAGAACUUUCCUAAUGGGUUUCUUAGUGCCUCCUUGUGUCUUAUGUACAGUCUGAAAACUUGUAAAAUGCUCUUCAACUGCUCUUCAGUUUGUUCGGUUUGUUUUAACUGCCAUCACCAGCAGAGCAUGUGUCAAAUAACACAAAGACGGUGCCUGUUAGUUUGCCACAGGGUUCUGUUGACAUUAUUCUGCCUUUUGCUCUGUGUUUGGGAAACAAGUUUAGCCAUAUGUUCUUUCCUUUCAUACUUUGUUUGUAUGGGAGAUUCCCACGUUUGCAUAGUCUGUUAGAUCUCCUCAUGCUUACUCUGUCAAAUAACAGCUCUGUCCUUUAGGCCAAAAUUCUUUUUGAGUAGAUCUAGCCUGCAAUAUGCUUUCUGUUUGCCUAUUGCCUUUCCCUCCAUGGGGGAUAUGCAGUGGCUGCUUGGGCAAUACAUACCUCUCUAAUAAUUAAAUCAUCCUUCCACACAUGAUAUACAGGGCUGGGCCAGGCCCUGCUGCGACAAAAAACACCCUUUGUCUGGCCUAGCUCAGAGCUGGGCAUUGCAGACACAGUGUAGCCUUCUGAGUCAUUGUCUGGAAAAUAAGAUUAGACAACUAUGGUGGUGAAAAUUGAACCACUCUUCAAAGAAACCCAACCUUUGUUUUGAGGAAUUUCUUUCAACAUCAAGUCACUUAAUUUAGAUCAGCAAAACAUUUUUCUUGUUCCCUUCACCACUCGCCGUGAAAUGUAUCCAGCCUCCAUUGACACCUGCCUUAAUAGGGCCUUCCUAUUAAGGAACAACUGAUGUUGUCAACAGAAAAUACCUAACACAAGAAGGAAAAAUGUUUAAUUCAAACUCUGGUUUUGUUCUGAUACUUCAUGUAAUGCUACUCUCUCACAUGCAGUCUUGGUACUAUUGAGAAGCAAUAUAGAGCAUGUAGCCUGCAGUUAGGGAAAUAACUUGUGCAAAUGUUCACUAACAAUUAUACUGUAAUGUUUAUUAUCUUUCUCUUUUUGCACACAGCUUUGUCGAACAGCUUUAAGAUACCUCUUGCCAAAAAUAAUCACCAUAUUCUAUAUCAAUGUUCCAAAGUGCUACUUCAGUGUAAAACUGGUGGAACUUAACUAACACUGAUGGAGUCCUAUAAGAAGUAAAAGUGAAACAUUUAUUGCCAUAGCUGCACCAGUAUUAAGGGAAAUAUUUAGCACUUUAUUUUUUUUUUUUUAAGACUCAGAAGUAUCUCUGCCAUGCUUUAUAGGCCCAUUGCAAUUACUGGCAUUCAUUAACGUAUUUUAAAAAGGCAAACUAUAAUUUCUGUUAGACUGUGCAUGCCUUAUGCAACUGCUAAGAAGUAGCCUUAUGGCUUUCCCUGAUCGUUUUUGGUCAGAUUUUAAAGACAACCAUCACUUUCCUUUGCUCCCUCAAAUCCUGUCUUUUACUGUCUUUCACUGUAGUCCAAUCUGAUCUUUUAACGAAGAACAGUUGAAGGUUCUCUCUAACAAUGUAACCAUUGUUAAAAUUUGUUGGAUAGUUUUCUCUUUAGAGUACUACUGUGCAAGCACAAAAUGUUGUUUCACUUACAGUAGCAAUAGUAUUAUGUGUCUCCUUUCCUGAUUAUUUGAAUCUGUAUGUAUUGUGUGCUGGUCUUCAUUUAGUAUCUUGCUAUGUAUUAUAAGCUGCUGGUAGUCUUUCUUUUUUAUUUAAUUAGGUGGGUGGAAAAAUGAACAUGGGCAAUAUUUCAAGAUGCAACAUGGGGUAGAGCGUUUUAUCCAAUAAGAUAAGUAUCAUAAAUGAAGAGUGCCUUUAACUAGAGUAUGGCAUGGAGCUCUCUGAAGAUUUUGUAACAAGCAACCACAUGCAUUUUCCUGUUACUGAACCAUCUAUCCUGUCUCCUUAUGUUGAUCUUGGAUUUAGCAGCAGAAGGAAAAAUGGAAAUAUCAAAUUUCAGAUGCAUGGCAAAGUGGUUGUAUUAUACUUUAACAUCUCAGGAUGUUGACAGAGUUGACAGGUGUCAUAUAUCAAAAAUCCCCAUGAAGGCCUCAGUAUACCAGCAGUAAUCUAUUCACUAGUCAGAACAAAUAAGCACUAGCUAAAAAAAUUGUUUUACAGCAGUGUCAACAUUAAAGCUGUGUAAAACUGUUCUUAAAUUGGAUGCAAGUAAUUUAAUGAGAGGAAACAAGGUGUUUUCAUUUAUUGGGGUUUGCACUACACUGACCAGAAAGACACCUUUCUUUUUACUGCACGUUUUGAACUCAUGGAGAGUUCAUUGUGAGAGUUGAAACUGGAAUCGCUCACAGGAAUGCUUAGACUUUUCUAGCAGAGAAGAAUGAAAAUGUAGUGUGCAUAUGUUAACUGUUGUCUUUAAUAUCUUGGUUAAUUACUUUAGUCUGGCUACGUCAACUCGAAGUUGUGCUUGUUUCCAAAUUGUAUCCAGGUGAAUAAGUUCUAGAUUUUACACUUUAAAAUCUCUAAUAAGGGAGCUGAUGGGUCAAUAUAAUACAGAAAAUUCUUCUGAUGAUGCAUGUUGUCCUACCCUGUGUUCUGCUACUGUUUUUUUAUCCUGUUAACCAAAGCAAAGAAAUAAUACAUGUAAAUAAUAGUAUUUGGUAUUACAUUCUUCCUAUUUUUUCCUGUAAAAUUUAGGAAGGAACUGUGGUAUUCCCUGAGCUAAUAAUGGAUUGUAAAAGAACAUCUGCAGAUCUUUUCUCCAUGUGCCCUAUUUGUUUAAUUGCAACAGAUUUACAUAUAAAGAGUUUGGUACAUCAUAACUAGGCAAUUAUCUAUUCUUCAUCACUUAGUUAUAGUUCUGCUAAUUGAUCAUUGAAGACAUAAGAUAGUCUAGCAUUAGGAGAAUUUGAGACUGUUCAAAAAAGAUAAACAAUUUAAUAUUGUUGUGUGAUACUUGCAUAAUUGGCUGCAAUUAUUUAAUGUUUAAUUGGGUUGAUCAAAUGAGACUCAGCCUUUCACAUGCUUAUGUUUUACAAAUAAUGGUACUUUAAAAUUAUAAUAAUGAAAUCUAAUUUCUGUAUGUUCUUUCUUCUCCCCUUCAUUCUUUUGAUUAUUAUUUUCAGUAUUGAGCAUGUCCUGAAUUUUCAGUUUGGUGAGCAUUAUUCAUGCAUAGGAAAGAAGUCUUUCAAAUGAGAGAAAUUUCAUCAAUCUGGCAUUUCAUAUAAAGCUGUUCUGAUGCCAAGAUUUAUGGCAUUACUCAACUAGAUUCUUACCUGUGCUGAGGGCAACUUUGCUGUGAAUUUACAGGGACAUAUUCUGGUGCCUGCUUAAGUUAGAUAAUCUGCUCAGUUUGUAGCAGUCCAAAGCAAGCAUGAGUUUUCUGGGAUAUAGAAGGGAAGCCAGGUAAGAUAGUGAGAGUUUUCUCUGCCCAGCCAUUGUUUACACCUUAUCAACUAUCUCAAGCCAAAAAAACCCCACUUGUCCUCCACUCCUCUUUCUAGAUAAAUUAUUUGUUAGGGUUUAACUAAUUCAACAGAGAUAUCAUUGAUCCUCUCCUGUACACUUAUUUUAUACUUAUUUUUCCUCAGGUGUGAAGAAUGGUAAUUUGGAAAAAUGUGGUAUUUGAAAGAGUCACACUUGGUCUUCCAAGGAGGCAGACAGAAAAACAUCUGGGACUGAUAUCAUAGCCACCUAAGGAGAGGAGGAACCCUCUCAAAUACAAUAGCCUCUCCAAAACAAUCUGCGUAGUCUCAACAGAUUUCUUAGUGUGAACUGUCUGUUGAUAGUGCCUUGCUAUGAAAUAGAAUACAGAGAUGAUAGCACAGCCUGCCAGACUAUGGCACAUUGUCUCUCUCUGCUUGGGAUUCACCCUACUGAUGGUAGGUUUUAAUGUUCUAGUGGCAGGCUUGGACACUGAGAUGUGGGCAGGUGUAAAUGAUGGCUGAGUGUGCCCUGAGGUGGACUAUUCCUUCCUGUCCUCUCCGCACAGACUCGCAGCCCCUUUUCCUCAACCUCCUAUCAUGAUGCCCCUUAGUCUCAUAUCUAAAAGUGACCAUUUAAUCAAAUUUUCAUUAUUUUUGUUUUUAGCAGUAGUGACUGUUUAGGGGGAGAAGUGUUUAAUCUUAUCUUGCAGGUUUUCAGGACUCAGAAUUGCUCUUUACCACCUGCAUAUGCAAUGCCUGAACAGACUACCACAUUGUGACCCUGGACAAGUUAUCUAACCUCUGUGUAAGUGUAGAGUAGUAGUAUUUAUACCACUUUUAACUCUAAGCCAAAUUUUGCAUAAAAAAGUUAUUUUACUACAGAUCAAAUAAGCUUUCUAGAAAGCUUUUUAAGGGGCAGAGAAAUAUGUCAUAUAAAGGUUAGUGUAUCAAGGAUUGCUUUAGAGUGGGAGUAUUUUGAUUAUUCAGGAGAAAAAUGUUACAUGAAUGAGAAAUAUAUUUAAGGUUUGCUCUAUGAACCCAUAAACAAGUAAAAUAUGUAGUUCAGAAUAUAAAGGAACAUACAGAAAAAUCUUGACAAGACAAUUCACCUCCACCUCUCAAACAGUGCUAUGUUAUUUAAAAGUGAUGUUGCAAGACAGCAUUGUACCUCUCAAUGUAGAGUCAUUAGAUGAAAACUGUUCUACAGGUACACUUUUUCACAUACCAGGGGAAAGACCUCUUUAUUGAUUAUGACUACAAAUUUUCUGAGCUGUAGUCUUUGCUGCAUUUUGCUGUAUUUUGUCACUAUCCUCAAGUUUGGGAAAAAAUAAUUCAUAGGGUGUAAAUCACUUAAGUCAUAACAGCACAAGUCAGUACUGGUAUUGAAUUGGUGAAAAAAAGCUAUCGUAGCAAUCCAUCUAUCCAAGGCUUGCUUUAAGCAUGACAGUUAUUAGUGGAAAUUCCAGGAUAUUUUCCCUGACUGCAAAAUCUGAGUGCCAUCUAUAGCACAGUUAGCAAAUAUGUCCCCAACUCCAUAAACAAAACUAACUUACCUGUUAUCUUGAGCUAGAUCAGUCAAGUACAUUAGGGCUUAGCAGUUGUGGAGCAAUACUAAGUUAGAAUAGUCAAGCCUCAGAUUUGGAAUUAGUAGCUCAGAUAGAAAUAAAUCUCAUUGACCACAGUAGCGAGGUUAACCACACCCAAAUUUACUAAUAGUGGUGUUUAACUUGGAAUAACAGCACAGCUAGAUCUUUGUCCCUUUCUCUGAACAUGGAUUUAUGCUGUUUGCUUAUAUUAAAACUUAGCUUAUUGUGUCUGAUUUUUACUACAAUCCUGAAUAAUCAUGCUAUGCUUUUAAAAAAAGCAUCUUAAAUUUUGUGUUCAUAGAAGAUCUUAAGAAUGAUGCAAGACCUUGAUAUAGAAUUUUAAAGUCUUUUGAAUAUCUUCUGGGUAAAGUUAAGGUAGAAAAAGACAGCUUUGUGGAAAUAACUACAGUGUUCCAAAUGGCUUUUCAACACUGAUCAUUUUUGUUUUUUACCAAAGAAGCAUGCAGGGAAUAGUAGAUAAGUGUACUUUUUUUUUCUAAGCAAGAGUUGGGAGAGUUUUUAAGAGCUGGUUCUCUUAAUAAUGUUAACUCUUCAUAGGACUUGAUUCUGUCAAGCUUAUAGCAGUCAUUUAUGUGUGAGAUGGAGGAGCUCAGAAGCUAUCUCAGGUGGUACUGUCUUGCAGGAACAGAUGUUUUUUCAUUUUAUGAUCAAAGUGGUCAAGAUACAAAAAUGGAAGCUUUUAAAUUUUGCAGAUUUGUAUUUAAAAAAUUGCUUUUCAUUUGAAAAUUCUGAUAUAGUAUCACUGAACUGUUAUCUUAAACUAUCGUGUCUCAGUAAGUUAGAAGAAGAAAGCAAACGUUCUUAUUCUUUAUAUUAUCACCUUCUUCCUGUAUCCUAAAUCUCCUCUUCAUUAUGAUUUGGUCACCACUUGAACUGUGACCUCUUUGGGUGAAAUAACAGGUUGUCUUUACUGCACCUACUAGCAUGCUCUCAGAUUUUAAGUAAGUACUAAGUGCUUGCAGCAAAUGCCAGAGCAAAAAGUAAAAUGAAAAGUCUUCUGUCUCCAGAACAGGCAUACUAAGGAAUUCAAGUAAAUUUACCCAGCAAGUCAGUCAAGGCAGGAGGUCAGAAGAUCAUUACCAGUCUCAAACAGAGACUACCUAGACAUAGCAAAUAUGUCUAGCAGGAUGGUAGAUUGCUACUGCUAUUUAAGAACACUCUUAAUCAGUUGCUUAAAUACUUACAUCUGUGCCUACGUUUUCAUAACUUGGCCCCAGUAUCUUAACUGAAACAGUAAAAUAUUAGAUCAAAACAAACAGGUAAAGCUCCAGAUCAUCUAACAGUGAGAAACUGCUGUCUACAGGGCAGUGGUCUGUUCUGUUCCUAUAAUGUAUGUUCAUUUUCUAAUGGCCUCAUAGUUGACUAGAACUGCAAGAUGGAGACAAAUGUAUCUUUAACUCUAUCCCAUAGUUGAUGAUGUCGACAAAGAGUUAAUCUAUUCCUUCCAUCUCUUGGGGACAUGCUUUGGACUCUAGCUUGGCCACUAUAGUAUAGAGUGGCAGAAUGGGAAAGGUUCUUUGCCAUGAUGGAGACAAGAGUUUUAUCAGAAGCUGUUUGCAAACAAUUUCUGUCAAAGCAGUAAAUUAGGAAAGACGGAUACCCCAAUCUACCUGACCUUCGAGGCAUUUGGAAGGGUGCAGUACUAGUUACUGGAAUUGUUGCAUAUAAACAGUGGGAAAUUAGCAACUUACAUAGGGAGAAGUAAACGCCUCUGAAGGGUCUCUGUUUUCUCCAGUAUUAAAGUUAACAAUGUAUUUUACAAGGAUCUGAACAGUAAAGGAUAGAUGUGUGAAAAAGUGCUGGAUAAACUAAAGGAAACUCUACCUCAUUCUUCUCUAAAGGUUUUGUAGAAGCACAAUUAAGCACUCCUAAUGGCAUUGUUAUGUGCAGACCAUCUGGUAUGAAAGGAACACUUUAUAUUUGUAUGUCUAUAAAUCCUGUAAUAACUGUUAUUUUGCUGGCAGUAGAAACAGUCUAUACUAUUUGCAGUUUUCCUCAUCAAAUCUGUAAUUCUGCAAUGUUUCUGUCUCCAAUAAAGGAAUUUAAUGGGCA